UGCAGGUGUUUACAGUGAAUGAGUGAAAGCACAAGGUGGUUUAUAAAUAUAUUUUCGAGGUUCUGAAUCUGAUAUUUGUGGAGAAACGUAAUGGAAACUCCUGACGAAAAUACUGGUGAAAAUCAGGAGAUACCGCCAAAUUCAAACUGGGGUGCUGUCAAGGUAGUAAAAGUAGAAUUAAAACUCUACAAUUCGACCAAUGUCACCUCACCAAUGCCAUUUGUUGUGACAUUGAAGUACAACAAUCAUGACAUACAUUUAGCUCUGAAAACUCAUAAAAUAGUUUUAGUAAUUUAUUUUGUAUAUACCUAAAGUUUUAAGUUCAGAUCAGAUGUUGUUUUGAGGAGAACAUUGCAAAUAUCCCCCACCGACCACCCCCAGAAACUCUUCUUGAAACUUUAUGUUUAUAUAUAUACGUGGUUUGCCACUUUGCCCUAUACUUUGCAAACUGGGAGACAACCUGAUAUUGACAAUUAUUUUCGGAACGUUUUUUGGCCAGAGUAGGGUAAAAUACCUCAUUGUUCUUUGAAAAUUAAUCUGAUAAUUUUAACUAUAAUAUCUAACCAGUGUUUUGAAUAAACCGUUAAAACCGAAGUACUCUAUGUAUAGCUGUUGUACCUCAGUAUACUCAGGUUAAUUGUAAUUAUAGCAGCUAGGUUAAUUGUGUUUCAAAAAUGGGCAUCUGCAUAUGCUCAAAAUUUUUUAAUAAAACGAAAAAUAUAAAUUUGAGACUGUCUAAUUAUAUUGUGAUAAAAUUUACAGGCAUUCAUUGUGGCAAACAAAAUUGAUUCUUUAUUAUGGAUAACAAGAAUAUUCACAGUAAUAAAUGUCAUAUGGUAUUUGAUACCCAUAAUCAGGUACUUUAUGAUAUUCCAGUCUUAAUUACUUAAUAUCAGUGUUGUAACAAGUCACGAAUCGAGUCACGAGUCGAGUCACUCAAAGGUCGAGUCAAGUCAUUUCAGUUUCUCAUUUCAGUUUCUCAUUUCAGUUUCAGUGUCAUUUGCUUUUUAACGUUUUAUAUGCAGUAUAUGUGUGUAUGUAUUUGUGACAUAUAUAAUUUGUAAAUUUUUACACAAUUUAGCCAUUGUGGGCUGCGAUGUAAAAUUCUAUUAAACUAUCUACCAUAUCUCUAUCUAUCUCUCUGAUCGAGUCGAGUCAGCGGCUUCACUUAAGUCGAGUCGAGUCAAUAGCUAAACUUGACUUGAGUCAGGGAAUUUGAUCAAGUCCACCCCAUGCUUUCUGUAAUGGUUUGCUACCCGGCCUAGCUUGUAGUCUGAAAUUAGUGAUCAUGCAAAUUUACCUUAAGCUAAUUACUUUGGUAAUUUAAUAACAGUAUCUGGGCAGCUAGCUGGCUGUACCAUGCAAUAUCAUGCACAGUUCUAGUCAAUAUUAAGUAUGACCACAUGAGAUAGUCUCAUCAUGCCUGCUGAUCGAGUGUACAUACUACAUACAACUAGCAUAACUUGCAACUGGACUCAUUAAUUGUUCUUCCCAAGCAAUAAAUCACUGACAAUAAUUUUGAUGAAAAGUUUUCAUAUUGGACUCGAGUCGCUAUUUUCAGCGACUCAACUCGAGUCCAAUAUGAAAACUUUUCAUCAAAAUUAUUGUGAUUUAUUGUCAAUGACUCGACUUGUUACAACGCUGCUUAAUAUGAUUACUCUCUUGAUGUUUCUGAUGUUAUUCUGAGUGUGUAUCCACACCGGGCAGGUUGAAAAGUUUGCCUGACCAUGGUGGGAAUCGAACCUGCAACCUUUGGGAUACUAGCUAGUUCAAUGCUCUGCCCACUCAGCUACGAGGUUUAGUCGGUUUGAUUGAGUGUGUGGUAUUUCGGAACUAAGUCUAGCACCUUUGAUACCAAUGUGGACUAUAGUAUCCCAAAGGUUGUGGGUUUGAUUCACACCGUGGUCAGGCAAACUUGUCACAUACUCAGGGUAACAUCAGAAACAUAUAUUCACCUGCAUGAGUACGUAACAUCAAAACACACAAUUGCUCUCCCCUCAUGUACAAACUGCAUAUGAGAUAAUUGACAAAAGCUAAUUGAUUACAAAAUUGUGAAAGCAACUAUACGUACAUAAGGUAUUCAUUUAGAGUAACAGCUUCAUUUUCAUUUUGAGCUUCAUUUUGAGCAACUACGUACAUAAGGUAUUCAUAUCAGAGUUGAGUCUGUGACUUUCAUGAAUAGUGUGUAUUUUACAAUUGUGGCACAAUUGUCAAUCACUAUAAAAACAGGAAAAUAUCAAUAAAGGCACAUACAUAAUUAUUAUGAACAAUAUAAUUAAGCCACAAUAUAACCACAAAUGUGUGCACUUUUCUUUAAUUCAGUCCAUUUCCAAGUUACACAUGUUAUAGAAGAGCACUGAUAUGUAACGCUGCUGUUUCAGCAUUGCGUCUUCAUCAAAGAUUACCGGUAGGUUCGUUAAAAAUGUUUAAACUUUAACUUAAUAAAGACACAAUCUGUGAAUCUUUAAAUUAUUUUACUGUAGAGAAAUAAAUUUAUUAAAAUUUUUAACUUAUCAUUUUAUCCAUGUUAUCAUUUUUUUCCAAUUAUAAUUGAUGGUAAUGCUUUUAAAUAUAUCAGGUGUUGAACGCACAAUGCUUUUAAGACAUGUUUAUAAACUACGUAUAUUUUUUAAGAUAUGCUGUAAAUGUACAUAUUACAAUGUAUAUGACUGUAUAAGGCAUAAACUAUCCAUGGCGUAGACAAUUGAUAUUACAACGCAAAAUAUUUCCUCCUUAGCACUAAGAUCAAACUUAAGGGAAAAGUAUGUCUCUUGCUUUUCUAACAUAAAUUUUAUGCAAUAGUGUUAUUAUGUAAUAUUUGGAUAAAAUUAGAAAACUUAAAUCUCCAAAAUGACUGGAAAUGCCAUUUCAGAGGGUUUAAAUUUCACAGAGAUGCCCUUGUAUCCCCUCCAGAUAGGCGAGUGGUACCUGCUAUACCACAUAUAGCCACCUAUUUCUUUCAAAAUCCCUCCUACUCCAAAUUUUAUUGUGAACCCUGCAUUUUAUAAGUUUUGCAUAUAAUUUGCAUUAAAUUGUAAUCAUUUUUCUUUUUUUAAGAAUGUUCGUUUUACAAGAGAAUAUCUUGGUGAAUUGCUUUCAGAAGACAGUUGUCAUUAUCUUAUAUAUAGUUUGAUGUUUCUUUAUAGUGCUUACCCUCUUUCUGGUAUCCUUUUUUUUAAUAUAUUUCAUCUGAUAACUCCUGUAUAUUAGACGCGCCCAUUAGAGGUGUGCAAAUCCGAUCCGAUCCGAUCUGAUCGGAUUCGUUCGGAUUUCGGAACCAAAAUGUUCAUAUCGAAUCGGAUUGAUAAAGUUGUUUCGUAGUCGGAUCGGAUCAGACUUCGAUAUCCGAAAUAAAAUGAAUUAAUUAUCCACGCAUUAUUGCAAAAAUUAAUUAUCCAUGCAUUUAUCAAAGCAUUAUCACAGUUGUCGCUGCAUUAUUCGUUUGAUACUUCAAUUGGACGUCACUUUGUCAGCUUCUUGACAUGUAUUUCUUGCUUUUAUAUUUAUUUGGUUAAAUAUUUCAACUUGAAUGAGAAAUUUAUUGUAUUAAAGAAUUCUUCGGAUCGGAUCGGAUUGGUAUUCUUUAUCAAAACUCGGAGCGGAUUCGGAUUAGACGAUUUCGUAUCUGAUCGGAUUUUAAACAUUAGGCAAUUGUCGGAUUAUAAACAUCCGAUCCGAUGCACACCUCUAGCGCCCAUCCCAAAUAUUAGCACAUACUCCAAGCCACCUCCAAGGAUAAACCCUUCCCACACCAAAAUAUAAGUUUUUUUCCUCAGGACUCAUUGAUAUUGUUUGCACUUGCAAGCAAAAUUUAUUAAAUUCAAGAUAUGCCUGCAAGAAUCUAUUUUGAGAUUGUUCUCAAGUUUGUAGUCCCCAGAAAAGACUUCUGAGUUUUCCCUCAGGUUACAAACUUGCUAAACUAUUAAUGAAGGUUUUACCAUCACAUCUGGCACUACACAAAAAUGUAUCUUAAUUUAAAUAUUUGCAAGCCAAAUAUUGCUAAAAUGUCAGAAUUAUAAAAUGUGCCAGCAGAAGCUCUUUUUCAAUAACUUUCACGUCGAUACACUUUGGAUGCUUUCCUCACAAUGUUUUAUUACAUACGUUUAGAAAUUUAAAUAGAAAUCUCAACCUGUGUAUACUAUAUAUACCCCUGUGCACAUAAAUUUACACUUUUUGUGUUUGAAAUACCAUAAAAAGAUUUACACCCGAAUGUACAGGAUAUUUAAUACCUCAAAUUAUCUUUGAGCAUAACGUGAUGUUUUCUUUAACAACUUGAAAAUAGCUGCCCUUAUUCCAUUGGGUAUGUUUGCUCUACUCCAUACCUCAUCCUUUAGCAAGAAAUUACUUGAUGUAAGUUCAUUUAUCGAACAUGACAUAAAUGUGGACAGCUGUCUAUCUUUACGAUGUUUAAAGUUACAAAUUUAAGACGGAAAUGAAAGAUUUCAUAUUUUGGAACCUUCGGUGGAAAUGAUGGAGCUGGGUGCACACCCUCUGGAAAAUCUUCGCGUACACAAUAUUUAUUUACAUUAUAUGUACUAUUUAAAGCACUUGUAGUCGUGUUUUAUCACAUAUAAAACACGACGCGUAGCGGAGUGUUUUAUAUGUGAUAAAACACGACUACAAGUGCUUUAAAUAGCUUAAAAAACGACUCAUCUUAUACGAGUUCAUUGGCGAAGUAAUUUUUAAAAUAAACCUUGUCUAAACCGAGAAAAUCAAAGCUAAAGUUUAUGUAAAUUAACAUGAUUUUUUAUCACAUAUAAAACCACGACACGCUUAUGAUUUUUCUUUGUGUUUUGCUCCUGAAUUAUUAAUGAGUUUUUUAAGUACUAUUUAUAGCAUUUGUAAAUUCUGAACGCUGACUGGCUAAGAGCCGUGUUGAUAGAACUCAAUAUUAACACGGAAAAUUUCUUUCUUUAUAUUUCUUAUAAAUGUGCUGUAUUAUAAAAAAAAUAUAAAACAUUUUUUCCGUAUUGAUAUACACUACAGUUAUUAUAUAUUAACACGCGUGGAAACUGGGAAAACGAGAAAUUGUGUGAAAACACUCCGCCCUCCGGGCGUCGUGUUUCUACACAAUUUCUCGUUUUCCCAAUUUCCGCUCGUGUUGAUAUAACUGUAUAUCAACACGGAAAAUGUUUUAUAUUUGUUAAAUAUUGUUUUACAGUAUGUCAAUGUGCAUACAAUUGUAUAUCCCUGACCCUAACCUGCAUGGCAUUCUUUCUUUCUAAACAGAUUUUAGGUACUGCCGGAGUAUUUGGAAUGUCACUUGUAAGGUAAUGUCUACACUGGGGGCCUGGGCCAAAAAACAUUUUUCCAGACAAACACCAGUAAAAUGAAGGUUCAAAAAAAAUUUUCCGGACAAAUACUUGUAAAAUCACGGCUAAAACACAUUUUUUCGAACCAAUAUCAGUAAAAUUAAGGUCUAAAAAAUUUCUCUCAUACCAUGACUUAUAUAAAAAACGUUCCAAAUAAUUUUUUUAAUUACACCUUUCGGGGCCCCCUUUUGCAAAUUUUGGGGCCCCCUUGCACUGGAGUAUAUAUUCAAAUUUUUAUACGGUUUAUAUGUAUACAAUUCAUUAAGUUUGGCCAGCCAGCGUGGCUUUAAAACCCCUGUUUUUAAACAUAUACUCCUGCCUUUGUGUAGCUGGAUAAGAAAUGGUGUAGAUAAACUUCAAAGCAAUCAAAUUGCGUUAUUACGUGUUAUUGCAUCAACAGAAAUUAUGAUAAUGCCAUUGACAGUCGGUUUGGUAUUAAGGUAUGUUUUUAACAAAUUGUCAUAUUUUAGUAUUGCACUGUUACGUGAUAACAAUGUCAAUGUCGAAGAUAUUAAAUUAAAAAUAAUAACCAAGAAACUAAUACAGUAUGAGUUAAUAAAGAAUUCCUAUCCUGUAAGGCAUGUUGAAGGGCCUUGCAGGUGGAAAUUAUCGUCUAUUCUACUAUCCUAUAAUACACCCUUCCGGAAAAUUACUAGGAAAAUAAGGAAAUUACUAGACGUGUUUGGCUGGCUACUAACUUCCCGCCUUCGUAGUUGUAUUUCCUAUAAAGAUUGUUGCAUGUUUAUACGUACUAUAAUAGCGUGCUUUUAUUUGAACUCCAAAACGUUUUUUCACUUAUUUUUAUAUGUAUUUUUAUAUAGUGGAGCUGCUGGCCUGUUACUCCCGUUCAUCUAUUAUAAAUUUUUAACAUUUCGAUACGCUUCCAGGAGAAACCCAUAUUCGAGGUAUUGUUUUAAAACAUAUUUCAAACACUCAUUAAUAAUUCAUACGCUUAUUGGCAAAUCAUGUCAACCAUAAUAUGUCACGUGCAGCGGCUUUAAACCUGAUAAAACACUCCUAAUUAGUAUUCUUUAUAUAAAGAAUACUAAUAAGAGUAUAUCUAUUGAAUUUGUAGUCGUGUUUGAAGCCGUUUAAUAAACUCGCAGGUCGUGUUUUAUUAAGUCUAAAGCCAGUCGCGCGCGUGCGCGCUCGUGGCUUUAAACCUAAUAAAAUACUCCUGGUCGUUUAUUAAACAGUACAUUAUAUAUGUACUGUACGGUUUAAUUAAGGCAAUCAAAAUGUUAGUAAUAGACCUUUUUUAUAAUUAAUGAUAUCAAUUGUGGAAAAACAAUUUAUGUGAUGUCCCACGGGCACGGAACAAUUUUUAGCGACAAUUUGCAAUGCAAGUCGUUACCGUGCCAAUUUCUUGUAACAUCAUUGGCUUUGCGAAUUAUCGCUAAUGUUUUUCCGCGUUUGACGUCAUUAUGAAAAAGAUCUAGUAGUCAUUACUAUUAAUGCGUGUCCACUUGUAUUUCCCAUGUACACUUCAUUUCAAUACACUUCAUUAACAAAAUAAUUACAUAUGUACACUACUACACUGCACAAAAUCCAAAUAAAUUCACAAUAAUUUAUAAAGAUUUCUAACCAAACAAAAGAGGGACAAAAUGUUCUUUAAGUAAAUGCAAAAGUAUUAAACUUAAAAUAAAAAUUAAAAACUCGACAACGUAAACAGUUUAAACUCAGAAGAGUCAAAACAACCCCCCCCCCCCCAAAAAAAAAACCUGCUAGAGAGUCGUUCUGGGGUCAAGCGCAGGCUAUAUAAACAUAAAAAAAACCACAUAAUUUUAAUUUGUACGAUUAACAUUUUGCUUCUGACUUUGUAUGAAGCCGAAAAUUCAGUUUCAAGAAACUCGUAUAUAGAUAGAAUAUAAGUGCAUGUAUAAGUAUUCACCAAUACUCUACUCUAUAGCUAUAAUUUUGCUUGUCUUUACCAAAAACAGGGAAGAAAUGAAGCAGGUAAACUUCACCUGUUCCAUUUCUUUGUUCUAAGCAACACUGCAAUCUAUACGCUUUGCCAACCGAUGCAGUUUUUUACCUUUCCGUCAAACAUUUUCUUAUUUGCUCAAUUGCUCCCUUCGGCUUUGUUUACAUAUGCAGGGGUUUUUACUAAUUCUUGAUUUUUACUGGUCUUUACUUUACGACGUCAAGGAAAAUAUACCCAAAACAAUACUCUUUGUAAUCUUGUCAGUUUGACUUUCCACGUUAUAAGCUCUAAACAUAAUAAAUAACAAAUCUAAGCAAUACACCCUUCCAAAAAGUACGUAGCCUUGGCUAUAUAGAGUAUACUGUUGAACUUAUUUUAGUGAUUGAGAUCUCGAUCGGCUUUGUAGCAAUUUGGAGCCGUUCAUCUUGUUGCUGAUGACCUAAUUAGCUAUAUAUAAAGGUAUAAUUUUAGUUAAUCUAUUGGUAACUGUACAAUCUCGUAAAUGUGUUACCUGCAACAAGAUAAGGCUAAACACUUUCCGGAAGGGCGUAUCAGGCACGACUUCAUUUGAGACGACGUGCAUGAUAAAACCUGGCUGAGGCGAAGAUUCAUAUGCAUAUAAGGAUGAAAUGUUCAGCUUGUGUGCGCGACCCGGCCGUUGCUGCCAAUAUACGGUAAAUAAGUCCCGACUGUAACAAAACUAUUUUAUUUCUUUCAGAAUGUUAUUUGGUGAAUUUCGUCUGAUGUUUCAACAGUUAGCAAUGCAUGAAAGAUGCCCCGGGUUUAUUCGUAAUAUAAUACUUUCAUUUACACGUUUUAUAUCUAAUCUGGCGCCACUAGUUGCACCAGCAAACACCGGUCCCACUAAUUAACGACAUUCAUCAUUGUAUAAUAUGCGUUUAACCAGCCUAUCCACACGUUGUAAGCCAAUAAGAUUAUUGGUUGUGUCAAUUCUGAUGGAUAUAAUACGACACUGACCCGAACCCCUACUAAAAUGUCAGUCUCACGUACUUUUCAAAGUAUUUUAAAAUAAUAAAAUGGAAGAAAAAAUGCAAAAUAUUAAUUUACCAUUACUUUACCGACCACACUCUUCACGUGCAAUCACGCGAUGUCUUUUUAACCAAAUGAAUUUAACUUUGACUAGAAUAAUUAUGUCACUAAUAUAAUAAAGCAUAUAAAUUAUCAUUUCCAACAACCUCAACCCUAACCAGGGGCAAAACGACCGUGGGGGUGUGGGGCAAGUUUUCGUCGGGCAAAUUUUGAAAAUAUCAAUCUCGUUCCCCGAGCCUGCGAUCCUCGGGAAGGAACGUGAAGGCUCUGGGAUAAUCCGUUUCAGGGAGGAAUCUGAUUGGCCAUUGAUAUGGAAUGCACAGUUCGAUCUUAGCCAGGAUUCCUGGCUUCCGGCAACGGAUUAUCCCAGAGCAUCGCAGACUCGGGGAACGAGAUUGUGAAAAUAUUUGAGUCUCUCGGAUUGAAAAGUAAUAGUUGUAGGAUAAAUUUACGAAAAUAUUACUGCAAAAAUUUUACAAAUUACGGUGAUUAUUUCGAAAGUUAGUGAAAAAUGCUGUCUGGAAUUCCCCCAACAAUUUUGGGAAAAGAAAUAUUAAUUAGCGACUGAAAUGUUCGUCCGUCGGGAACGACGUCGGCCACGCCCUUUGAUCGGGCAAAACAAGUUCACCCCCAGCCGUAAUACCAAAGUUUCGCCCCUAACCUAACCCUGUACAAUCCAAAUAGUAGGGCUGCUAAGACAAAAAAUCGUUCAAAUUGUGAUCACAUUCUGAAACUUGGCACAGAUACUCAUUAGGAUAUGGGGAAUAUAGAAUGGAAGGAC
Paramuricea clavata is the source of this 9067-nucleotide messenger RNA. Lineage: Eukaryota; Metazoa; Cnidaria; Anthozoa; Malacalcyonacea; Plexauridae. The record is from the annotation of a GenBank genome assembly.